Messenger RNA from Hibiscus syriacus, 1737 nucleotides. RefSeq lists its product as uncharacterized. The coding region runs from base 878 to 1507 and encodes 209 amino acids. The transcript has 2 exons. The record is from RefSeq and is a predicted model, not a curated record. NCBI's taxonomy places the organism in Eukaryota, Viridiplantae, Streptophyta, Magnoliopsida, Malvales, Malvaceae.
CUCCAACUUGUCUGCUUUUAUUACUUAACUAGAUCUAGACUAGACAACACCGCCCGCCACCACAGCCCGACCCUCCUUCCACCGCCAUGGAUCCGCCACCCUCCUCCGCCCCAAAGCUAAGACUAAUGUGUAGCUUCGGCGGCCUUAUCAUCCCACGUCUCCAAUCCAAAUCAUUUUACUAUUUCGGUGGCGAAAACCGUUUACUCAACAUCCCCACCACCGACAACACCUUCACCACGCUUACACUUUCUUGCCUCACCUCUCCACCUUUCUCCGCCUGGCCACCCCGUUUAUUCUCAAAUACCAAAUCCCGAAUCACGACCUUGACUCGCUCAUUUCCAUCUCAACCGAUGAUGAUCUCCAAAUCAUGUUGGAAGAGCACAAGAGACUCUCUUUUAGCUCCACCGCUGUGUCUUCACGUAUCAGGUUGUAUCUUUUUCCUGUUGGAAAUAUCGAUAAAGCCGAGUUGACUCAUCCGAAACGAGAGAGUUGGUUUGGCGAUGCUUUGAGGAGUGAAAGAGUGGGGUUUGGAGGUGAAAGUGGAGAACAGGCUGAAUCUAUUUCUUUGGAAACUUUUUCUUCUUUUGCUUCUACUCCUUCUUCGAUUUCUUUGUCCGGUUUGCCUCCAAUUAAACACUCGCCUGAUUCAAUAUCAAGCGAUGAAUUUGUUGGGAAUGCUGUUUCUAACGUACAGACUGGAGCUUUUCAAGACCAAGUUGGCCACAUUGCUUCAAUGGAGAACAUGCUCUGUUCUAACCCUUUGAAUCAGACAAGAAUUUACUGAUCCUUCUUCUGGAAUUGAGGUGCACAAACAAUUCAUGCUUCUGGGUUUCCGGUAAAUCUGAUGCAUUUACCUCAACGACAACACAAGUAAUUGAUGAGGACACUCGUUACGUGCUGCCGAGCAUGCCUGAAACACAGCAUGUUAUGUCAUGUUACCCAGUCUAUUUUCCGGUGCCACGGCAGCAGCUACAACAACUCCAUUAUCAAUCAAAUCAGCCUUAUCAAUGUAUAUGUCCCUGUUGCACCGACUCAGCCCAACAAUAUACCUGUGAAAAACGGUAUGGUUCAAGCAACGGCUAUCUGUUCUGGUCAUCCUCAAGCUCUUCCAAAUGCUUCUUUGAUUCCAACUCAAGUGGUUCUGAAGGAGGUUGCAGCAUCACCUCAAUCAGUAGUUGACUUAUCCUCCCAACAAUACCAAAAAAUUCCAGCAGCACACCAACAUAUUCAUUUACCUCGUAUCGAGCCUGAAACAAGGUUUGCAGGGGCUCAAAUUCAGCACCAACCACAAUCAUUUGGUGUCGCCGCUGGAGAAACUGUGAAUAACACUAACAGACUUGAUGAUGACCCUGCUCCAGUCCAAAUAUACAAAUCUCAACCAACCCCACCAAUGUUGACUUCACAGUAUCAAACAAUGACGAAAGCCACAGCAUUGCUGUUGUCUGAUGCUCUGGCAAAGUUGCAUGCAGACAAUGCUGAACAACAGAUUACAGCACCGGAACCAUAAUGACUUGAUUUUCCAUCUGGGAAAACAAUUUUGGUAGGUUUCUUGGUAACUUUGUAGUGGUAUGUGUAGCUUGCCCGCCCUAUAAGUAGACAAUUUGAUCUUCCUCUUUGACUUGAUUUUAUUUUUUACUUUUUUGUUUGUUUUUCUUGGAUGUUCUUGAAUUUGUAGUGUUCCAAACAAAGUGUUUUAUGGUUUGAAUUGUCUCUCCAUCUUCUUGUUGUUACUCAAUG